AUGAGUGUAAUAAAGGGAAGUUGUUAUGAAUCACUCAGUGAUAGGUUUAAAUUACUGUUUUUAAUUUUAGAAGACAACAAGUGUGAUGAAAUGUCAAAGAUGAUUCAAUUUUAUUCAGACAAUUACGACUUUGAUAAUUUAUAUGAAAAUUAUGAAUUUUACCACAACUGUGCCGAGAUGCAAUACGACAUCAUCGAAGUUUUAAAAUCGGAAAUCAUUUAUAUAUUAGCAAUCAUUGAUAAAACGAAGCGCACCGGUGUUAAAUUCUUGAGUCAGGAAGUAAUUGAUCGCCUCCUGUUCUAUAUUGAUGAUUGGUGGCUCCGUGAUGGCAUCUAUGAUGUUUAUGAUGUAGCCACGGAACUCUUCAAGCUAGGAGAAGAGAAGCCUUAA
Messenger RNA from Entamoeba histolytica HM-1:IMSS, 390 nucleotides. RefSeq lists its product as uncharacterized. The transcript has a single exon. Lineage: Eukaryota; Evosea; Mastigamoebida; Endamoebidae. Bases 1 to 390 code for a protein of 129 amino acids. The record is from RefSeq and is a predicted model, not a curated record.